Trichoderma harzianum CBS 226.95 is the source of this 3040-nucleotide messenger RNA. RefSeq lists its product as hypothetical. Gene Ontology annotation, cellular component: plasma membrane. Gene Ontology annotation, molecular function: magnesium ion transmembrane transporter activity. Lineage: Eukaryota; Fungi; Ascomycota; Sordariomycetes; Hypocreales; Hypocreaceae. The transcript has 3 exons. Bases 332 to 2752 code for a protein of 806 amino acids. The record is from RefSeq and is a predicted model, not a curated record. Gene Ontology annotation, biological process: magnesium ion transmembrane transport; intracellular magnesium ion homeostasis.
CACAAACGUGCACAAUCAAGUGGUCGGGCAUGCGCUAACGGAAUCUCCCCCCGCUAAAGCUCUCCCCAGCCGCUAAUUAACUUCCAGUGUAAAAAACCGGGCAGGGCUCUUUCAGCUGUGCUGACAUCACUAUGUGCAUGUCUGCUCAUCGACGAUUCCUCGGCAGGGCACAACAACCCUGGACAGAGCAGUUUGACGGCUUCUGGCCCCCCUAUUCAUGCCAUCAAUUUGCGAUUACCAUUAUUACGAGUAUUACUGCUAUCACCGACCCCUGGCGCAGGCUAUGCAGAGGAUCAUGGUGCCUUGCACGUCCUGAAAGAAGCUGCUGAAGAUGUCGAGCAGCAACCGCUUCAACCCCCUGGGCCAUUCGCCCUCAGCAGCUGCAUCGUCAGCCAUGGCCGAACCAUCGCAGCCGCAGCGGCCGCCCAAGAAGAGAAAGGGCCAUCGCGGCGGCAAGAAGAAACGGUCCAGGCGAAAGAGCUUCGCCAUGCUGCACGACCACGAGCUGGGCGAGUCGUCGGGGAAUGGAUUCUACCAGGUGGCGCAGGCCAGCCUCAGCGGCACGAGCAUCGACAGCGAAGCGCUACUGGAUCACAGAGAACAGCAACCGAUGCGUGUGCGCCGGUCGUCGACGAUAGCCGGGCCCGGCUCCUUUCAGAAUCCCUUCUCGUCCAUCAGCGCCACCCGCCUCCGGUCGAUGCAGACGGCCCAGAGCGGCGACGAAAGCCCCUCUGGCCGCUGGGAUGAAUCUUCGCCGCUACUUACAGAGCCGGCACGGCGCCCGGGAUCGCAGACGGGCGUCCCGAGCUAUGGCACGAGCGAUGCGCGACUGGGCCGAAAUCGAAGUCGAAGAGCGUCCAGUGCGUCUUCCAGAGCGAGGUUGAGGACCGCAUACAGCACAAAGGACAAGUACGAUAUCAACCAUCCGCCGUCCAUCCCCGGCUCCCCUACCUUUGGUCCGACAGAUGGCAUGGAUCUAAACUUUGGCGAUGUCAUGAUCCGAGAUGAGCUCACCAUGGGAAGCGGUGAUGAGGCGCUUUCCGACGCCGAGGCGGACCGUGGCGACAAGGACAGAAGACUAGCUCCGGAAGCUUCCGGCGACGUUUGCUUCCCCGGACCGGGCAUGUCUGAUAUUGGCGACGAUGAGACCGCCUCCCGAUACGAGAGACGGUAUAGAACGCGCCGGCGCCGUGGUCGGUGGCCAGACCUGUCUGUUCUGGAGGACUGGAUGCGAUAUGAGAAGGAGGAUCGCAGCGAUGAGCGGCGAGUCAAGACGAUUACGGAGCCGCAGCUCAUCAACGGCCGUCUACGCCCGGUGCGAAAGGGCUGGUUCCAAACCGACGAAGAGGCGCCCUACAGAUUUACCUAUUUUAACGAAGAAUUCCAGAGCACCAUCCACAGUCAGUCUAUUUCAGAGCUUGUUCAGCAGGGAAGCGAUUUCCAAGGACUAUUCAUUCCCGAGCCACGCAUCCUCUCGUCGGAUGAAGAGAGUGACUCUGAGGAUAUCGUAUCGCAGCCAUCCAAACCACGAUACUCGGGGGAGCUAGAGGCCGACACGAAACCUCCAACGCGGCAACCUUCCCUGGAUACUAGAAGGGACGGCUUCAUGUCGCCACCAAUGAGAGACGAAACGAAUACCAGCUCGAGAUCCGCCUCGAUUCGUGGCGGAAACAAGUCACCUGAGAAUCUUGGACCAAAAGACAACCACACAAGCGUACCAAAAGUAGCGGAGAAGCCGGUUCGAUAUGGAGAGAGACCAGUCUGGUGGCUCGACAUACUCUGCCCAACAGAAGAUGAGAUGAAGGUCCUGGCAAAGGCAUUUGGGAUCCAUCCUCUGACGGCCGAAGACGUGAUGCUGCAAGAAGCCCGUGAAAAGGUCGAGCUGUUUCGCCAUUACUACUUUGUCAACUACCGCACUUUUGAUCAGGAUAUCAACAGCGAAAACUUCCUGGAGCCCGUCAACAUGUAUGUGAUUGUCUUCCGGGAGGGAGUGUUGAGCUUUCACUUUUCCGUCACGCCACAUCCCGCCAACGUUCGCCGACGAAUACGACAGCUGAGGGAUUACUUGAUUCUCUCCUCUGACUGGAUCUCAUACGCCAUCAUUGACGAUAUUACCGAUGUUUUCCAGCCUCUCAUCCAGAAUAUUGAGGACGAAGUUGACGAAAUCGACGACUCUAUUCUGCAACUCCAUACGUCCUCUGAUAAACGACUGCAGGAUGAAAAAUCUACCAAAUUCGAUGACAACAUAACAAUUGAAGAUUCCAGUGGCGACAUGCUCCGACGUGUUGGAGAUUGUCGAAAACGAGUCAUGAGUCUAUACCGAUUACUAGGCAACAAGGCGGAUGUUAUCAAGGGGUUCGCAAAGCGCUGCAACGAGAGGUGGGAGGUUGCUCCCAGGUCAGAAAUUGGCCUGUAUCUUGGCGAUAUUCAAGAUCAUAUUGUGACUAUGACUUCCAACCUUAGUCACUAUGAGAAGAUAUUGGCUCGAUCCCACGGCAACUAUCUAGCGCAGAUCAACAUCCGGAUGAACGAACGACAAGAGCAAACCGCCGACGUGCUCGGCAAGCUCACCGUCCUGGGAACCAUUGUGCUGCCCAUGAACAUCAUCACCGGUCUAUGGGGCAUGAACGUCUGGGUACCGGGGCAAGACAUCGAGGGCGACCUCACCUGGUUCGUGUGCAUCACGGCAGGGCUGCUCUUCUUCGGCUUGGCGUGCUAUUGGAUCGCGAAGCGAGUAUAUAAUAUUGUUUGAAACGUGUAUUCAACGGGGCGAAUUGGAUUUAAGGCGUUGCUAGGCGUGUAUUUUCUUUUUUUUAUCUUUUUUUUUUCUUUUGGAACUUGACAUCCUGUUGGAUCAGAAUUAAAUGGCAUAUCGCAUAGAACAGGAUAUGGAAGGGAAUCAUUUUGUGCUCGUACCGUACAGCGGACGAUUUUGCUUUUAGCAGGUAAAAGCACGAGCUUUAGCAUACCUUAUAUCAAGUAUCAUUUUAGUUACUCUCUAUAUUGGCUCUUAAAUAGAGGUGAAGUUAUUCUUCUUGCC